CCUGCUCUGCACGCUGUGUCCACAGGCUACAGGAACAUGUCUGUGGCCCUGAACCAGACUGGGCGCCACAUCGUCUACUCCUGUGAGUGGCCCUUCUACCUGUGGCCCUAUGUACAGCCCAACUACACGGACAUCAGGAUCCAUUGUAACCAGUGGAGGAACUACGGGGACAUCAGUGACUCGUGGGGAUCUCUGGCCCACAUCAUUGACUGGACAGCUGACCACCAGAGCACGCUGGUGCCCGCGGCUGGGCCUGGCGGCUGGAAUGACCCCGACAUGCUGAUCAUCGGCAACUUUGGGCUGAGCAUGGAGCAGCAGGUGACACAGAUGGCUCUGUGGGCAGUAAUGGCCGCCCCUCUCCUCAUGUCCAACGAUCUGCGGCUCAUCGACCCCCGGUCUAAAUCCCUGCUCCAGAACCGGUAUGUCAUCGCCAUCAACCAGGACCCGCUGGGGGUACAGGGCCAGCGCGUCAGCAAGCAAGGUAACUUUGAGCUGUGGUCGCGGCCACUAUCCGGCGGUGGCUUUGCCUACGCCGUGGUCAACCGGGCGGAGAUCGGCGGGCCACAGAAGUUCUCGGUGGUGAUGUUCGGGCUGGACGAAGGCAAGGCCUGUCAGGAGAGGUGUCUGGUCACUCAGAUCCUGCCCACCUUCCAGUUCCGUGGAAUCAAGGCCAUGACCUCGGUGGUCGAGCUGUGGGUAAAUCCCACCGGCACUGUCCUCUUCACAGUCUUCCCCCACAGCCCCCAGCCCCAGCUACUGCACAGCCCCCGGCAACACGGCUCCAGGCUGUGAUAGCCCUGCACCCAUGCAUCCUGCUCCUGUGUCAACCAGUGCAGCCCACCAGUGACCAUCGAUGCAUGGUGCAGCAACAGUAACCGUGUUAACCCUUCACACGCCACCACCUGGGCAUUUCCCUGGUACAGUGGUCGUAUCUGGGGGGGAGGGGAUUAUAUCUCUCAUCCCACGAACAAGCUUUGUAAUUGGUGUCACAAUCUGGGAUGUGAAUGUGAUUGAUCGCGGGAUCCAGAAUCAGUGUUAAUUUGAUAGCAAAAACCACUCUUUAUUGAGCAUCAGAAUCGGGGAUUGACGGUAGAAUCAGAGGUAUGAUUUUAUGUAACGUGACAGCCUGGGUGGACACGCGUGUGCUCUGGGUCAGACCGCCAGGGUAUCAGGUACAUUCCCAGAGCCGUACAACACGGGAACAGGCCAUUCAGCCCAUCUUGCCUAUGCUAUCCCCAUUGGGCCUCGAUCCCAUGGGUUGGUUAGUUUGGUGUCACAUGUACCGAGGUACAGUGAACAGCUGUUGGUGAUUCAAGAGCGCGUCUGUAACCAGCCGGUGACUGCCUGCACUGCUCCCUGGCAGUGUUCCUUGUGCUCCCUGGAUGUGGAAGGUCCCUCUGGUUUUAUCUACCUCUGCAGUAACAGGUUCCCGGAGGGGGUCCAUGUGUGUGUGUGUGUGUGGGGGGUGGGGGUCAGGGCUUGACCGGCUCCCGACCACUUUCCCCGCAUGUUGGGGGAGGCAGUUGGUGUGUAAAUGCCCCAUCUCCCGCCCGAGUGCCCGGUGCACCAACACCAGGAGCAGCCACUUAUUGAUGAGAGGGUGAUUUAUCGAUGAUCGGUUCAUGUCACUUGAUGUUUUUUUUUUAAAUGAAUAAUGUUUUGUAAAUGAUUUGCAGUGACUGUUUUAGAGAAAAAUGACCAUUCUCACACAGAACAUGUACUAGCAGGAGCAGGCCAUUCAGCCCUCAUGCUCACUGCUGUUCAGUAAGGACCGUAUAAGAUUUAAUAAAUGUUUUAUUGACUUUA
Molecule: messenger RNA, 1806 nt
Organism: Amblyraja radiata (thorny skate)
Lineage: Eukaryota; Metazoa; Chordata; Chondrichthyes; Rajiformes; Rajidae
Product: alpha-galactosidase A-like
Exons: 4
Biological process (GO): glycoside catabolic process; oligosaccharide metabolic process
Cellular component (GO): cytoplasm
Molecular function (GO): alpha-galactosidase activity
Source: RefSeq, a predicted model, not a curated record